AAUAAAUGAUCUAUUAGUGAAGAAAAAAAAAAAAAACAACAUUGAGAUUGAAACAAUUGUGGAGAAAAUUUUUUUAUCUAGUGCCAGUGCUAAAUAACCACUGCGUAAAAUUUUAUCAUUUGGAUUUUAAUUGAAUGAUUUGUAUCCUGUAAACACUAUGCCGCUCUUUGGAAAAUCCCAAAAAAGUCCUGCUGAAGUUGUGAAGGCUUUGAAGGAAGCCGUCAAUGCUCUUGAACGUGGAGAUAAAAAAGUUGAAAAGGCGCAAGAAGAUGUAAGCAAAAAUCUGGUUCACAUUAAAAAUAUGCUGUACGGUACUGCUGAAACAGAGCCUCAAGCUGAUAUUGUUGUAGCACAACUUGCACAAGAAUUGUACAACAGUAAUUUAUUGCUCUUACUUGUACAAAAUUUAAGUCGCAUUGAUUUUGAGGGCAAGAAAGAUGUUGCUCAAGUAUUCAAUAAUAUUUUACGAAGACAAAUCGGCACCAGAUCACCAACAGUCGAGUAUAUUUGUACGAAACCUGAGAUACUGUUUACACUUAUGUCUGGAUAUGAGCAUCAAGAUAUAGCAUUAAACUGCGGUACAAUGUUGAGAGAGUGUGCACGAUAUGAAGCAUUGGCUAAAAUAAUGAUUUAUUCCGAUGAUUUUUAUAAUUUUUUUAGAUAUGUCGAAGUAUCUACAUUCGAUAUUGCAUCAGAUGCCUUUUCUACUUUUAAGGAAUUAUUAACGAGGCACAAAAUAUUGAGUGCUGAAUUUUUAGAAGCCAAUUAUGACAAAAUUUUUUCACAUUAUCAAAGGCUAUUGAAUUCCGAAAACUACGUAACUCGCCGACAGAGUUUAAAACUUCUUGGUGAAUUGUUAUUGGACAGACACAAUUUUACUGUCAUGACCCAGUAUAUAUCAAAUCCAGAUAAUUUAAAGCUUAUGAUGAACAUGUUGAAAGAAAAAUCACGUAAUAUACAAUUUGAGGCCUUCCACGUAUUCAAGGUAUUCGUUGCUAAUCCAAAUAAACCGAAGCCAAUAUUGGACAUUUUACUACGUAAUCAGGAAAAAUUAAUUGAAUUUUUAACGCGCUUCCACACCGAUCGAUCAGAGGAUGAACAGUUUAACGAUGAAAAGGCAUAUUUGAUUAAGCAGAUUAAAGAGCUAAAGUCUGUACAUGAAAAUUAAUACCCUUUAUUUUUGUUUUCUUAUUAAAUAUUAUUAAUUAAUAUUAUUAUUAUUAUUAUUAAUCAUUAUUAUUUUUCCAUCUAGUUGUGUAAAUAAAUGACAAAAAAAAAAAAAACAUUCACAUUCAUAAUUAUUUGUAUAAUAGACUUGAAAUAACGUCAAUACUCCAGAUUAAUUUCACCAUUAAAUUUUAAAUAAUGAUAAAUAAUUAUAAUAAAAACUGAAUAGCCCGAUGGCAGCUACAAAUUUUAAACAAAAAAUAAUAUUAAAAUCUUGUGCCUAUUCUAAUAUUUUUU
Molecule: messenger RNA, 1464 nt
Organism: Cotesia glomerata
Lineage: Eukaryota; Metazoa; Arthropoda; Insecta; Hymenoptera; Braconidae
Gene: Mo25
Product: protein Mo25
Exons: 8
Coding region: 158-1168 (336 amino acids)
Biological process (GO): intracellular signal transduction
Molecular function (GO): protein serine/threonine kinase activator activity
Source: RefSeq, a predicted model, not a curated record